Molecule: messenger RNA, 4665 nt
Organism: Notothenia coriiceps (black rockcod)
Lineage: Eukaryota; Metazoa; Chordata; Actinopteri; Perciformes; Nototheniidae
Gene: snx13
Product: sorting nexin 13
Exons: 25
Coding region: 277-3213 (978 amino acids)
Cellular component (GO): early endosome
Molecular function (GO): phosphatidylinositol binding
Source: RefSeq, a predicted model, not a curated record
GAAACAGACGCGUGGUGUUUAGUUUUCCUGUGAUAGACACGGCUAGUUAGCAUUUAGCAGCUAUCAGCAUUAGCCCCUCAGGUAAACACACAGGCUGACAGGGAGAGGACGGCUCACACACAGCUGCUGUGCUCUCAGGAAAGGUUGUCUGCUAUAAGUGGCAGGCAGCCCGUGGAUUACACUGUUAAAGCUAAGUUAAUACGAUGAGCUCAGGAUACCCUCACUGUCAACACCGUGCUGGAAUUAGCUCAACACAGGCAAUGUCCAUAGUAAAUUAUGAGUAACGUCCCUCAACAACGAAUUUCUACAACACAACAAACACAGGCCAGUCUGUCCAUCUGGGGAUGGGGGGGUCUUGGAGUCGUGCUGUUCCUCGUCACCUUUGGACCCUUUGCCAUAUUCUACCUGGCCUUUUAUAUCUUCUGCUUCAUUGUAGGGGGCUUUGCGGUCACUCUGCUCUAUGGAAAGAUCAACUCAGAGAAACACCUGGAAAAGUGCGAGCACUCCUACUUGGCCCCCACACAAAUUGGCAUACUAAAGACAUUGGAUGAGAUGAAGUUGGAGAUGAAGCCUAUAAAAAUAGACAGGAGACUGACUGGCUCCAGUUUUAUAGAUGAACCACUACAACAGGUGAUCCAGUUUGCUCUGAGAGAUUAUAUCCAGUACUGGUACUACACUCUGAGCGAGGAUGAGUCCUUCCUAUUGGAGAUCAGACAGACGCUGCAGAAUGCCCUCGUCCAGUUCUCUACACGGUCCAAAGAGGUGGACUGGCAGCCUUACUUCACUACUCGCCUGGUGGACGACUUUGCCACCCAUUUACGUGUCUUUAGAAAAGCCCAGGACCGCCUCGCAGACAGAGAGGACAAGCAAAGGGACAUAACGGAGGAGCUGGUGGACUCCUUCUUUGAGGCCGAGGUGGAGAUGGAAAGGAAGAUUUGUCGAGACGUGGUGUGCACUUCACACAAAGAUGAAGAAGGUUUUCUUAGGGACUUGUGUGAGUUGCUUCUGUAUCUGUUACUACCUCCUGGAGAUUUCCACAACAAGAACAUGAGAUACUUCCUUAGGGAGGUGCUGGCCCGUGGUGUUCUACUUCCUCUGAUCAACCAGCUUAGCGACCCAGACUACAUCAAUCAGUUUGUCAUCUGGAUGAUACGGGACUCCAGCUGUAAUUACGAAGCCUUCAUGAACAUCCUGAAGCUGACAGACAAGCCCUCUGAGCUGGAGGCGGUGAAGGACAAGGUGCUGGAGGAGCUGCAGUACCUCCGCUCCCUGGACACCGCCGGAGAUGACAUCAAUGUGAUCAAGAACCAGAUCAACAGUCUUCUGUUUGUGAAGAAGGUGUGUGAGACUCGGAUCCAGAGACUACACUCUGGCAAGGAGGUGGAUGCCCUGAAGCUGGCAGCCAACUUUGGCAAACUGUGUGUCAUUCCUCUGGAUCACAUUCUCAUCCACAACAUAGCCCUGCAGUUCUUCAUGGACUACAUGCAGGCGGCGGGGGCCCAGGCAGAGCUGUUCUUCUGGCUCACUGUGGAGGGCUACAGGGUGACGGCGCAGCAGCAGCUGGAGGCUAUGCAGAACUGGCAGAAAGAUGGCAAGAAGCAGCCCAGCAACACCAAGGGGCUGCUGAAGGCCGCUGCACUGGGCGUCUACGAACAAUACCUCUCGGACAAGGCGUCGCCCCGGGUCCAGGUGGAUGAAGCGUCCGUGAUCAAACUAGGGGAGAAGCUCCAGAAAGACGACCCCACACCAGAGAUAUUUGAUGAAAUUCAGAAAAGUGUGUAUGACAUGAUGCUACGAGAUGAGCGCUACUACCCCUCCUUCAAGCAGAGUCCUCUCUACGUCCGCAUGCUAGCCGAGCUGGACAUGUUGAAAGAGCCGAGCUACCGGGGGUCUGAUGACGGGGAUGGAGAAUCCUUCAAUGGCUCUCCCACAGGAAGCAUAAACCUAUCUUUGGACGAUUUGUCCAACUCCUGCCAUGAUGAUACUUUGCACCUACAUGCCUUCAUCUCUGACACAGCUGACGCUUGUCUCCCCGGCUUCUGGGGUGCUGCAGGGGUGUGCAACGACCACGGUAAGACCUACGCGCUGUACGCCAUCACGGUGGUCAGACGCAGCCAUGACGGCAGUGAGGACUGCUGGAAGACCUAUCGCCGCUACUCCGACUUCCACGACUUCCACAUGAGGGUCACUGAACAGUUUGAGAACCUGGCGUCGAUUCUCAAGCUGCCAGGGAAGAAGACCUUCAACAACAUGGACAGAGACUUCUUGGAGAAGAGAAAAAAAGACCUCAAUUCUUACCUGCAGUUGCUGAUGAACCCAGAGAUGGUGAAGGCCUGUCCAACUCUGAUUGCUUAUGUCUAUGACUUCCUCGAGAACAAAGCCUACAGCAAGGGCAAGGGAGAGUUUGCUCGCAAGGUGGACACAUUUGUAAAUCCUCUGAGGAGCUCCAUGAGAAACGUGUCCAACGCAGUGAAGUCUCUGCCGGACAGUCUGGCGGAGGGCAUGAAUAAGGUCUCUGAUAACAUGGGCCGCAUGUCAGAGAGACUCGGGCAGGACAUUAAACAGUCCAUACUCAAGGUGCCUCCACUCCUCCCUAAGACUGACAUCGACCCCGAACACUGUCGAGUCUCUGCUCAGCUCGAUGACAAUGUGGAUGAUAACAUACCGCUGAGAGUAAUGCUGCUACUGAUGGACGAGGUGUUUGACCUUAAGGAGAAAAACCAGUGGCUGCGCAGGAACAUAAAGAACCUGCUGCAGCAGCUCAUCAGAGCCACGUAUGGAGACACCAUCAACAGAAAGAUUGUGGAUCAUGUGGACUACAUGACCUCACCGGAGCAGGUUGCAGACUACGUCAAGAAGUUCAGGGACUCUUACUGGCCCAACGGUAUUUUGGCUGAGACGCUGCCCCGCCGGGACAAAAACAUCUGCCAGAGGACACGAAUAGCUGCCAAGACCAGUCUGCUGGGCAUCAUGCCAGACGAGUUGAAACACAUCAUCGGAGCAGACACCACGAGGAAGGGCAUCCUCCGCGUCUUCGACAUGUUUCAGUACCAGCCCAUGAACCGCCGGCUAGUCUACGUUUUCCUGGAGGGCUUCUUGGAGACGAUGUUCCCCCAGUACAAAUUCCCCGAGCUCUUUGUCAAGCUGCACUCCCGCUCGCCACGCAUCCACAAAUAUAGUCAGAAACUCAAAUCUUCCUCCCUCAAGAGGUGACAGGAGAGGACGGAGGCGACGGGACACGGGCCGACUACACACACACAGACUUGAGAGCUGAGAGUGAGAGUGAGGGGGGGGUGGAUGUGAACGUUAAGGUAUGUGUGUGAUUUCUGCCCUUCUAAUUCCCUCACACACUCUUUUCAGUGAAAACACUCCGAUUAUCCAUCUGAGUGUUUCUGUGGUCACAGAACUGAAGGAGGAACAACACACACUCUGCCCUCCUCUCACCCUGUGACACACACACACACAAAUUACUGUAAUUUGCACCAAGACUGGACAUGGCAGUCUUUUGUCUUAGUUUAGAUAUUUUCCUCCUCCUUUUUUUUAAAAACUUUUUUAGUUGUGUUUAGCUUUAUCACGGGCCAGUCGAUGCUGCUUUCUCCCGGUCCUGACUCCAGAGAGCGGACCUUACUGUAUUCUUUUUGAAAUGCAGGAGUAGUUAGCAUAGACCCACACCUUGCCUUACCUCCCCGCUUCUGUCUCUUGGCCCCGACACGCCGCACCAUCUCAGUGACCCGGCCUCUCAGCUGUGGUCACACUUACCCUCGUGCUGUAAACAUUUUAUCUGCAAAAGCUGCACACUUUCAAACCAUUUUUCAUAGCAACCAAAUAUGUCAAUAGCACUGGGUUGAAAAAGGCGCCGUUUUCAAAAAAUGUGACAAAAGAGACCAUUUCGAUUUUUAUUGUCUGCAUUUUUUUUCCAGCUUCAAUGCCUCUCUCGAGACAAGAUGAGUUUUUUGUUUCUAGCUCCACCCCCCUUUAAAGCUACUUUCACGACCUGAGACGACCAAAGCUCAUGCUGCUCCACACCUGUGUGUGUGCACUGGUUUGAUGUUGGAAUACUCUGAACAUUACUGUGCUUCAUAUCCUAAUCAUGCGAGGAGAGAUAAUGCAAAGUUGACCUUUAACGACCUCAAAGGUGAGGCUGUGAGGACACAUGAAGUGUGUUACAGUUGUGGGAGGCUCAGCUCUAGCUGUCAAAGCGCAUUAACAAAGAAUGUACCCUCUGGUGUAGUGUAUUUGGCUCAUGUAGAAUUAUGUGUGAAUGUGUGUGUUUUGAAGAUGCAACCCUCUUCAGUCAGAAACUGUGCCAGUGUGAGCUAGUUAACCAGCCUUAAACGUACUAUAAACUGACCAAGAGACGCACACUAGAGGUAGCUCUCCUUCACUCGACUGAACGCUACAAAGGAAAUCAAUAUAGAUAUAUGGAAAUAUAUCCCUAUUCACUUUUAUUCAGAGAAAAUGUCUUUAAUUUUGUGCAAUAUUUGUUACUUUAAUGCAUGUGCAUUUUGAAUCAUUGUAUACUGAAAAAGUCAAUCAUAUCGUUUUAAUAGUAGAAAACACGAGAAGUUUCCCCAGAAAUGUCUUCUUGUUCCAACAACUCUACAUUCCGUUGUUGUAAAAGUACAAAGUUUAUUUUACAGACUUGUUUUAUAAGUCUGAUUUUUU